Molecule: messenger RNA, 4115 nt
Organism: Cuscuta europaea
Lineage: Eukaryota; Viridiplantae; Streptophyta; Magnoliopsida; Solanales; Convolvulaceae
Source: the annotation of a GenBank genome assembly
GAGCUUCGCGUCAUCAAAUAAAGAUGACGGAACGAUAUAUGGCUGAACUCUGGGCUCCUUUAGCCUUUCAGCCGGAGACCGCAAGAUGUUCGCUAUAUCUGAAUAGGGGGACAAGGCAGUGGACGCCUAUCUGAAUAUGAGGACGACAACGCUGAUGAGUCGGUCUGAAUAUGAGGACGACAGCGCUGACGAGUCGGUCCGAAUAUGUGGACGAGGCGAUGGACACCUGUCUGAAUAUGAGGACAACAGCGCUGAUGAGCCAGUCCGAAUAAGAGGACGAGGCAGUGGACACCUAUCUGAAUAUGAGGACGAUGGCGCUGAUGAGUCGUUCUGAAUAUGAGGACGACAGCGCUGACGAGUCGGUCCAAGUAUGAUGACGAGGUGAUGAUGAGCCGACUGUCAUACAGGGGUGACGGUCACCAUCCAGGAAGGGAUGUCGAGCCCAAUCGCCAUAACAAGACUUCGGCGAUGAUGGGGAGCCGAUCUUGAGAUAAAACAUCACGUCGAGGCCAAGAGGCUGAUCGUGAUGUGCGGACGGCAAUGAUGGGGAGCCGGUCGGAUAAUAUGUUGACGAGGCGAUGAUGAGCCGGUCGUCAUAUGAAGGCAACGGUCGCUUAUUCGGGAAGGGAAUAACGAGCCCAAUCGCUAGCUCAAGACUCUCGGCACUGAGGAAGCCGGUCUUGAGAUAGAUAGUCACGCCGAGGCCGAGGGGCCGGUCGUGAUGCGUGGAUGGCAAUGAAAGGAGCCAAUCUGAAAUAUGAUGACGGGGCAAUGAUGAGCUGGCCGUCAUAUAGAGGCGAUGAUCACCAUCCAUGAAGGGAUGGCGAGCCCAAUCCCUAGCUCAAGAUCGCGUUGAGACCGAGGGGUCUGUCGCGAUGUGAGGAUGACGGCGAUGAUGAUCCGUUCCAAUAAAUGAUGAUGAGGCCAUGAUGGGCCGAUCGUCAUAUAAAGGCGACGGUCACCAUUCAGGAAGGGAUGGUGAGCCCGAUCGCGAGCUCAAGACUCUCGACGCUGAGGAAGCCGGUCUUGAGAUAGAUAAUCACGCUGAGGCUGAUGGACCGGUCGUGAUGUGUGGAUGGCGAUGAGAAGGAGCCAAUCCGAAAUAUGAUGACGGGGCAAUGAUGAGACGGCCGUCAUAUAGAGGUAAUGGUCACCAUCCAGGAAGGGAUGGCGAGCCCGAUCGCUGGCUCAAGACUCUCGACGCUGAGGAAGCCGGUCUUGAGAUAGAUAAUCACGCCGAGGCCAAGGGGCCGGGCAUGAUAUGAGGACGACGGCGAUGAGGAGCCGGUCCUAUAAUCCAUGCAACGGUCGCCAUCCGUUAAAGGAAUGGCUAGGACCGGUCUUGAGAUAGAGCAUCGCGCCAUAGCUGAGGGGCUGGUCAUGAUGUGAGGACGACGGCGAUGAGGAGAAGUCGGUCCGAUAAUAUGAUGACGGGGCGAUGAUGAUCCGGCCGUCAUAGUGGCGAUGGUCACCAUCCAGGAAGGGGUGGCGAUCCCGAUCGCUAGCUCAAGACUCGGAGGUGAGGAAGCCGCUCUUGAGAUAGAUAAUCACACCGAGGCCAAGGGGCCGGGCGUGAUGUGAGGACGACGGCGAUGAGGGGCCGGUCCAAAAAUCCAUGCAACAGUCGUCAUUCGGUAAAGGAAUGACUGACUGGUCUCGAGAUAAAUAAUCACGUCGAGGCCGAGGGGCCGGUCGUGAUAUGAGGACGAAGUUACUGAGGGGUCGGUCCGAAGAUCCAUGCAAAGGUCGCCAUCCGGUAAAGGAAUGACUAAGACCGGUCAAGAGAUAAAUAAUCACAUCGAGGCUGAUAGGCCGGUCGUGAUGUUCGGAUGGCGAUGAGAAGGAGUCAAUCUGAAAUACGAUGACGGGGCGAUGAUGAGCCGGCCGUCAUAUAGAGGCGAUGGUCACCAUCCAGGAAGGGAUGGUGAGCCCGAUCGCUGGCUCAAGACUCUCGGCGCUGAGGAAGCCGGUCUUGAGAUAGGUAAUCACGCUGAGGCCGAGGGGUCGGUCAUGAUGCCCGGAUGGAGAUGAGAAGGAGCUAAUCCGAAAUAUGAUGAUGGGGCGAUGAUGAGCCGGUCGUCAUAUAGAGGCGAUGGUCACCAUCCGCGAAGGGAUGGCGAGCCCGAUCGCUGGCUCAAUACUCUCGGCGCUGAGGAAGCCGGUCUUGAGAUAGAUAAUCACGCUGAGGCCGAGGGGCCGGUCGUGAUAUCCGGAUGGCGAUGCUGAGAAGCCGAUCCGAUAAUAUGAUGACGGGGCGAUGAUGAGUCGGCCAUCAUAUAGAGGCGAUGGUCACCAUCCAAGAAGGGAUGGUGAGCCCGAUCGCUGGCUCAAGACUCUCGUCGCUGAGGAAGCCGGUCUUGAGAUAGGUAAUCACGCUGAGGUUGAGGGGCCGGUCGUGAUGCCCGGAUGGAGAUGAGAAGGAGCCAAUCCGAAAUAUGAUGAUGGGGCGAUUAUGAGCCGGUCUUCAUAUAGAGGCGAUGGUCACCAUCCGGGAAGGGAUGGCGAGCCCAAUCGCUGGCUCAAGACUCUCGGCGCUGAGGAAGCCGGUCUUGAGAUAGAUAAUCACGCCGAGGCCGAGGGGCCGGUCGUGAUGUCCGGAUGGCGAUGCUGAGAAGCCGAUCCGAUAAUAUGAUGACGUGGCGAUGAUGAGUCGGCCGUUAUAUAGAGACGAUGGUCACCAUCCAGGAAGGGAUGGUGAGCCCAAUCGCUAGCUCAAGACUCUCGGCGCUGAGGAAGCCGGUCUUGAGAUAGAUAAUCACGCCGAGGCCGAGGGGCCGGUCGUGAUGUCCGGAUGGCGAUGCUGAGAAGCCGAUCCGAUAAUAUGAUGACAGGGCGAUAAUGAGCCGGCCGUCAUAUAGAGGCGAUGGUCACCAGGAAGGGAUGGCGAGCCCGAUCGGCCUGUGGUGAUGUGACGAAGGGCAAGGCGUUGACGUCAGACUGAACAUGAAGGACGGCGGAGCCGGUCUGAAGAUGAGGGACGACGAUGGGCGCUCGUCUGAAGAUGAGGGACGGCGCUGGGCGCUCGUUUGAAGAUGAGGGACGGCGCUGGGCGCUCGUCUGAAGAUGAGGGACGGCGCUAUGCGCUCGUCUGAAGAUGAGGGACGGCGUUGGGCGCUCGUCUGAGGGACGGGGCUGGGCGCUCGUCUGAGAUGAGGGAUGGGCUGGGCGCUCGUCUGAGAUGAGGGACGGCGCUGGGCGCUCGUCUGAGAUGAGGGGCGGCGUUGGGCGCUCGUCUGAGAUGAGGGACGGUGCAGGGCGCUCGUCCAAAGAUGAGGGACGGCGUUGGGCGCUCUUCUGAGAUGAGGGACGGCGAUGGGCGCUCGUCUGAGAUGAGGGAUGGCGUUGGGCGCUCGUCUUAGAUGAGGGACGGCGCUGCGCGCUCGUCUGAGAAUGAGGGACGGCGAUGGGCGCUCGUCUGAGAUGAGGGACGGCGUUGGGCGCUCGUCUGAUAUGCACUUAGACAAAUACGUGGCUUGAUUUGUGGGGAUUUUAUUUUUUAUCACUCGAGGCCGACGAGUGUGCGGUCCUCGGCUUCCCUCUUUUGAUUUGUGGGGAUUUCCAGAAGACAUAGAAAGCUUGGUUGACCAAAAGGGCCUGUUUAAAAUACAACUGAAGACAAAAAGUGAGGAGAAUACUUACAAGAAAACAAAGUCAUUUACUGUGGUGACCAUGAUAAGAGACCCUAAGGUUCUGGCAUUGUAUGAAGCGGAUAAGGAACAACAAUCAGUUCAUGACCCUCCAACUGAGAAGAUUGGGUCAAGUCUCCACAAUGGUGAAAGUUCUACAGCGAGGAAAAAAGGGAAAGAUGUCCAAAAACAAGAGGUUGUCGAGGCAAUUGACCUCCCAGACUCACCCCCACCGGGUACGCAGAAGGUGGUGGAGGUGGAAAUGGAUGGACAACUCAAAAGGAAUCUGAUAGAUGAAUUCUCUACAAGUGGUGCUGUGAAGAAGCUGAAGAUAAAAAUUAAAGAAGAACCACUCUGAAGAACAAGGGCCAGUCUGUUGGUCGGGACUUAUAUUUUGUACUGAGGCAUCCUUGGACUUAUAUUUUGUUUUGUGGUGUUGGGUUGUAACCUAAAACACUAUCUUGGGCAUUAUUGUGUCUUACUUUCGGC